AUGGUCCUGGAGGAUUUUGAGAGCUCUUUUGAGCGGCAAUUGGAUCUGACUGAUCGGGAACGAGUUGGAGUGGUGAUUGGCAGUGCGGCAGUAUCGGACCGCUUUGUUGGGUUUCCAUAUAGUCUGGUGGCUAAAAUUGUAUCGCAGCAAGAAGUUCACUGUGAUAAUUUUAUUAAGACUUUUACUAGCCUGUGGAAAGGCUCUGACGAGGUUUCGAUCAAGGAGAUAGCCCACAAUCGUUUUUGGGUUCGAUUUGUUUAUGAUCGGGACCGCCAAAGGGUUCUUGACAUGGAGCCUUGGACGUUUCGUAGGUCAUUGAUUUUAUUGGCUGCGGUGGCUGAGGAGGACUGUAUUCAUACGAUGACGCUAACCCAUGGCACCUUCUGGCUCCAGAUACAUGGGGUCCCCGGUUUCUGUAUGACGGUGGCUGUUGCCAAUGCUAUUGGAUCGACGGUGGGUGAGGUAAUACGGGUGGACAAUAGGGAUGGGCAAGACUGUGUUGGUCGUUUUAUUCGUGUCCGGGUUCGAGCUGAUGUCCGUCUGCCUUUGAUGAGAAGGACCCCCGUCACUUUUCCGGAAGUGGGGGAGAAGAUCAUAGAGUUUCGCUAUGAGUAUCUCCCAGAAUAUUGUUUUGCUUGUGGUUGCUUGGGGCAUCCUACCCAAGACUGCGUGAAGAAACAUGAGGCUUUAAGAGGCAAACUCAACCCUAAGGACCUUGCUAUUUUCACCUCUGCUUUUGAGGGUCUAGAAGGUGUCAUCAAUUUAUGGGGGAAACCGAUUAGGUCGUCGGCAAGGCGCCAUGGCUCGUCACAUAUGGAGAGAAAGAAUGGUAGGGAAGGGUCCAGAGGGCACUCUUGGCGUGCGUCUCGUCAUGACUCUGAGGAAGCCAUGGACACGGCCUCCUCUCCUUUUGAACUGCGUCAACGGCGAGAGGCUUUCCCAUCCAGCCCGGGGAUAGCUCCCAUGACUGGAUGUCGUUCAACAGAUGAUGCGGGGAUAGGGGGUAUCUCCCCCUCUGUUGCUGGCGUGAUAGAUCUCGUUUUGGUGCAGGAUGUCAACCUGGGUGUCAAGAGUACCCCUUCAGCACUUGAUCAGCGGGGCACAGGUACGGUGGUCCCUGUGGCAGGCAUACCUUCUGUUUCGAUGGAUCCCUCUCGGCCUGUACAAGUAUCUGUUGACCCCGUUGGGGGGGACACGAAUGAGGUCAUUGCACAAACUAGUGACCCUUUUAACUUUAUGCCUAUAAUUGAGAAAACAGCACGUAAGGUUACGGGUCGCGGACGUGGGAGGCCAAGGCGAGUGGCAGAGCCCAGCAGGUCUGGUAUACAAGGGGUCUCUGCGCCUUAUCUAAAAAGGAAGCAUCUGGCAGAUCAUUUGGGUGUGGAUGGUAGCGAGAAGGAAGUUAAUGGUGAUCUUGGAAAACGACGGCUAUGUGUUAAUAUGCCUAUUAUACAGGCGGAGGAGACCAGCCUUGAGGGGUCUCCCCGGUCUCAAUGUUUUUAUGGUCAUCCUGACCAAACCCAGCGCCAUCAUUCUUGGGAGCUUCUGCGGCGUUUGGGUAGAGUGGAUCUUGGACCCUGGCUAUGUUGUGGGGAUUUCAAUGAAGUAAUGGAAUGCAAUGAAAAGAGUGGGAGCCGGUUGAGACGUGAUGCACAGAUGGAGGAUUUUAAAAUGGCCAUUACAGAUUGUUGUUUGUUUCAGUUUGAGUUUACAGGUUAUCCAUUUACAUGGAGCAAUAAACGGAAGGAUACAGCUCAUGUGGAGGCUCGAUUGGAUAGAGGGUUUGGAAAUUUGGCACUUCUGCAGCACUGGGGCAAUUUCACGUCCCAUCAUUUAGUUGCUUUCUCCUCUGACCACCAUCCAAUUCUCAUUGCAUCUGACGGUCCACAUGGUGACAAAGCUAGAGGUCCUAGAGGUCGUCGUCGGUUUCAGUUUGAGGAGGUAUGGACUAAGGAAGUUGACUGUGAAGAGGUUGUUCGUCAUUCUUGGCAGAAUGCAGUGUCACCCCUUUCUAAUAUUGACAACUGUGCCAGCAACUUGUCACGCUGGUCUGCCGAAAAGGGUGGCCAGGUCCCCAAGAAAGUUAAGGAGUUACGGCUUAGGUUGGCAAGUCUUCAAUCAGAUGAGCCGUCGACGCAGACUUUUCAUAAUCGUAGCCUAAUUGAAACUGAACUUGAUACGUGUCUUGAACAGGAAGAAAUUUAUUGGCACCAGAGAUCGCGGGUCCAUUGGCUUCAGCAUGGAGACCGUAACACCUCUUUCUUUCAUAAGCAAGCCACAAGUCGCAGGAAGAAAAAUGCCCUAGUAGGGAUACUAGAUGAAAAUGAUCGUUGGCAGCGUGAAUAUGAUAAAAUAGGUGGAGUUUUUGUGGAGUUUUUUACAAAUCUUUUCACAUCGGAUAUGGGAGUUGCUGAUGUGGAGGUUUUUAGUGCUGUCCAAGCGCGAGUGUCCUCACGUUCUUAUCAUAAUCUGCUUCUCCCGUAUUCUAGGGAUGAGAUCGAAGUAGCUCUUAACUCUAUUGGCCCGACAAAAGCUCCAGGUCCAGAUGGUAUGCCUGCACUCUUCUAUCAGAAAUAUUGGAGUAUUGUGGGUCCGGAGGUUAGUGAUUUGUGUCUGAGAGUUUUAAAUGGUAGCGAUGGUGUUAACGAUUUCAAUCAUACGUUGGUGGCUUUGAUUCCGAAAGUUCAUUCUCCCACCCGUGUUUCGGAAUAUCGUCCUAUCAGUUUAUGCAAUGUCCUCUACAAGAUUAUCUCCAAAACUCUUGCCAAUAGACUGAAGAAGGUGUUACCUGAGGUUAUUUCUGAGUUCCAGAGUGCGUUUAUUCCCAACCGUAUGAUUUUGGAUAAUGUCUUAGCAGCUUUUGAAACGGUCCAUUGUCUGAAGAGAAGGGGAAAAACAGGCAAAAAGAAAUUAAUUUUGAAGCUUGAUAUGGCCAAGGCAUAUGACAGAGUUGAAUGGCAAUUUUUGGAGCAGAUGUUACGGACUAUGGGUUUCCCAAUUCGGUUUAUUCAAUUAAUUAUGGGUUGCGUGACUACUGUUUCUUAUUCGUUGUUAAUUCAGGGGCGGCCAUUUGGGCGUAUUAUCCCUUCUCGAGGCUUACGGCAAGGGGAUCCUAUAUCACCGUAUCUUUUCCUUAUUGUGGCUGAAGCCUUCUCUGCUCUCCUCCAGCAGGCUGAGAGGGAUUCUAGAUUACAUGGUGUCUCCAUUGCCCCUUCUGCUCCUUCUAUUAACCAUCUCUUUUUUGCUGACGACAGCCUUCUGUUUUGUAAUGCUGGGACAACUGAGGCCCUAGAGCUUAAACGUAUUUUUGGAGUGUAUGAGUUGGCUUCUGGUCAAAAGGUCAACCUUGGAAAAUCCGCUCUUUGCUUUAGCCCUUCCACCCCAAGGGUGUUGCAGGACGACAUUCGUCAGCUGUUGAACGUGACUCUUGUCCCUUGUCAUGAGCGGUAUUUGGGCCUCCCUACUAUCGUCGGUAAGGAUAAGAAAAAACUGUUCCGUACGGUUAAGGAUCGAGUUUGGAAUAAAGUUAAUGGUUGGCAAGGUAAGCUUCUGUCUAAGGCCGGGAAAGAAGUGCUCAUCAAAUCAGUAUGUCAGGCAAUUCCAUCAUAUUCUAUGAGUGUGUUUCGAUUACCUGUCGGGUUAUGCCGUGAGAUUGAGAGUAUCAUUGCCAAAUUCUGGUGGUCUAAAAAUGAUGGUAGAGGUAUUCAUUGGAAAAAGUGGAGUUUUAUGUGCCAACACAAGUCUGAUGGGGGGCUAGGCUUUAGGGAAUUGACAAGUUUUAAUCAAGCUCUUCUAUGUAAACAAGGAUGGCGGCUGCUGGAAUUUCCUCACUCACUGAUUGCCCGGAUGCUUAAGGCUCGUUAUUUUCCAAAUUCUGAUUUUUUGGCAGCUUCGAGUGGGUCCCUUCCAUCGUUUACUUGGCAGUCGUUACUAUGGGGGCGGGAUCUGCUCCGGUUGGGCCUAAGGUGGCGCAUUGGUGAUGGCCGGUUGGUUAAUAUCUAUGGUGACCCAUGGGUGCCUUAUGAUCGUUUUUUCACUAUCCAGUCGAUACCUACUCUUCCAGCUACCUCCCGAGUUUGUGAUCUUUUUACCGCUAGUGGCGGGUGGGAUGUUGGGAAGGUUUUUGCUACUUUCUCAUUUCCAGAAGCUGAAGCUAUUUUAUCUAUUCCCUUAAUGGGUGAUAAUCUGGAUCGGAGAAUCUGGAACUUUACUAAAAAUGGAAGGUACUCGGUUAAGAGUGGGUACUGGGCUGCUCUAGAAUACAAGAGGCUGGAGGAGCUGUCCGCAGGGACCGUCGCUGGCCCUUCCUCUUCUUCGUUGAAGAGUUGGAAGCACCUAUGGAAGCUGAAAGUGCCACAAAAAAUCCUUCAUCUGUUAUGGCGUGUGGCUCAAGAUAUCCUCCCUUCCAAGGAGGUCUUAUUCCGGCGUCGGAUUACACAGGGGGAGGUCUGUUGUCGCUGUUUUGCUCCGAGAGAAACUACGUUGCAUGCGUUGGUUGGAUGUGUUGUUUGUCUGCAGGUGUGGGAGGCUUUAGAUUUUCCCAGGGAUUUCCUUCUUCCUACUGUAGCUGACGUUGGAACCUGGAUGGAUGCAGCUUGGUCUAUUAUUCCCCCUGAUAAGCAGUCCCUCUUUGCAUUUACUGUGUGGGUGUUGUGGAACGAACGUAAUGGGGUGCUGUUUGGCUCUCAACCCACCCCUUCCGGAGUUUUGGUACAACGAGCGAAGGACUAUGAUGCUGAAUUUAAACGAUAUUCUGCUGCCAAUCAUAGGAGUUUAUCCUCGCUGGUUCGUGAUAUUAAAUGGAGGCCUCCUACGGGUAAUUGUUUCAAGUUGAACGUGGAUGGGGCCACUGACAUGGAGACGGGAGCUAGGGGAGCUGGUGCCAUCGUCCGUGACUCUCAUGGAAAUCUGGUUGGGGCUCUAGCUAUGCGGGCACCAAGUCGGAUCUCUGUACUAGCAACAGAGCUGUAUGCUCUUAAAGUUGGAAUCUCUUUUGCGUUGGAUGUGUCUCUAUUGCCUCUGGAGAUUGAAUAUGAUUCCUUGCAGGCAGUUUCUAUGGUCAACAGUGAGGAGGAAUGCCUUGCUGCUGAGGGAGGUCUGGUGGAUGGAGUGCGACGCCUUCUGGUCAGGUCCGCGUCUACUGCUGUUCGACAUGUUCCUCGCCAAGCGAACAAGGCUGCCCAUCGCAUUGCCCGCUUCAGUCUGCGCGAUCAAAGUUUGUCGAUCUGGUUGGAUGUGGGUCCUUUGUGGCUUAUGGAUGCUGUUUAUGAUGAUUGGCACGAGCCUACUGUCGUUUGA
Molecule: messenger RNA, 5298 nt
Organism: Prunus mume (Japanese apricot)
Lineage: Eukaryota; Viridiplantae; Streptophyta; Magnoliopsida; Rosales; Rosaceae
Source: RefSeq, a predicted model, not a curated record